CAAGUCGUCGGCGAGGGUUUGUUGAGAGGAGCCAGGUUAACUCGCUGUGACGGGCGUCGCAGCAGGAAGUACCUGCGUGCAGCGCUGCUUUCAGGAUGUGGUUGCAGCUGAGAGUGUGGGUGUUGUGUCGCUGUUAUUUGGAUCGGUUUGCAGACAGAAACGUGUUUCCACUGACGGCUGUGAAGCUCAUUCAGGAGUCACGGUGAGUGGAGCUGGAGUUUUGUCACGACCUUUGACCUUGGCCCAGCUGCCAGAACAUGAGUGACCCGAAUGUCUGAACAACAGAAUUAUUUAGUUAGAUUUCUUUUCAUUUUCUUUUGCAAAUUCAAUUCAGGAAAUGGCUUUUUCACAAUGAGCCUGCGCGGGAAAGCCUCAGUCAGCAGCUGAUAUCACGUUGCUCUGCUCCUCACCUGCCAACAGGAGGCGCCGCUUCCCCUUCAGACCCUCAAAUGUGAGGAACUUGUGCCAUAAACGUCGAGAUACAAGUCAUGUUUCAGUAUUUGUGGAGAUCAAAUGUUAUAUUUAGCCAUGUACGUCGACGACUCCAACUUCACCUCACCUGUGUGUGUAUUGGCACGGGUUCUUCUGUUUCGUGUUCUUAAUUUCCAUGCGAUUGACUCACCGAGCCUGGUUCGGCGAUGUUUGGUGUUUUUACGUUCUGCCAGAAAUCCUUCGGAGACUCAGUGUAGCCUGCGCCUGACUUACAUUUGGACCCAUCGAGCCGCCGUAGAACCCGCAGCUUGACCCGCCUCCAACUUCCACCCCGUCACUGAAAUUAAAGAAGAGGAAGGAAACUCGGCGGCGUUUUAAACCAAAAGUUUGACCCGAAAUAUUCGCCCAUCGUGCCGCGUUCACGGUCCGCCCUGGCUGGCGGAACAUGGCCGUGCUGCUUUUACAGCAACUUUGGUGGCUGCUUGUUGUGACGGCUCACGUGACUGGCGGACGGAGUCCGAGGCGUUUGAAGCUCAUCUUGAACGAGGAAGGAGAUGCGGUGUCACCCGCGCGCCUGACCCCAGCUCCCGGGCUGGAGCCCGGAGACUCCGCGGCCGCCUUCAGAGUGCCGACCCUGGGGGGAGAGUUGGUGUUCAAACCCGGGCCGCAGACCGGGUCACUGGUCCUCCACGCCUUCACCAACCACUCGGGCUUCCUGGAGGUGCUGUGGAGCUCCGAGUCGUCUGUGUCCAGCCUGCUGCAAGACCUGCCGGACACCUGCCAGGUUCUGUUCCUGUCCCUGGACGAGUCGUCGGUGACUGACGCGCUCUGGAUGCGGGAGCAGCUGCAGCGCGCAGCCGCGAGCAGCGGCAGAAAGGAGGUUCUGAGCCGCCUCCACUUCUGUCCGGUGCCGCUCUUCGCCCUGGGCAGCUGGGUCACCUCGGUGUUCUACGCCUGGAGCUGCAGGGGCCACAACUGCGGCCUCUCCCAGGCGGCCUUCACCGCCGACGGGUGGAGGAUCCCGCUGGUGGUCAAGAGACUGGACGCCAGAUAUGAUUGGCUGACGGCUCGCUGGGGUCAAGGGUCCUACCCGCUGAGGGACGGGGGCGACGGCUGUGCCUCGCUCCCCUCUGUGGCAGGAGGCGUGGCCUGGGUGUCUGAGGGGGGCUGCUCCUUCUUCACAAAGGUCCAGACCAUGGCCAGGUCCAACGCCAGCGGUGUCCUGGUCUACGCGCUGCCGGGGAGCCCCCUACAGGACAUGAACUGCGUGGCAGACGAGUGCGACACGCCGCUGAACGUCCCGGCGGCCAUGGUGCACCAGGAGCCCGCGGUGGCUGAAGCCCUGAGGUGGCAGCAGCAGGUCAGCGUGUCCUUCCAGACCACCGACUCGCCAAACUUCUUCUUCGGCAUCAACCAGCAGGGGGCGCUGUGGGAGCUGGGCUGGUUCCUCUACCCGUCCUUCAGCUUCAUCGCCUGGCAGGCGCAGUGGUUUGAGUUCUACUCUGAUCUGCGGGCCAGACUGGAUGCUCCGGCCGUGGUGGUCCCAGUCUUCGACAGGGUCCGAAUGCAGGGUGACGCCGGAGCCGUCGCUUCGGUCCGCCUGCCGCCAGACCUGCAGGGCUUCGACGGACUGGAACUGGACGCGUCCCUGUCGUGUCCCGGCCGUCGGGACUCGUCCUGCGCUCAGUGGGACCACACCGUGCAGCUGCUGGUCUGCUGUGACCGCCUGGGCCCUCACUGCGGCACCGAGCUGGGCCGCUGGAUCACAGCCUUCCGCAGAGGGAGCGGCCACUGGACCACCGACGUGUCUCCUCUCCUCCCCGUCCUGGACGGCGCCACCUGCACCUUCACCAUGAAGACGGUGCCGUGGGCGAUGCCGUGGAUCGUCUCGCUCAACCUGAGGUUCAAAAACCGGAGCAGCGGAAGUCUCCGCCCCUUCAGGGUGAUGCCGCUCUUCAGCGGAGGAACCUUCGACCGGAGCUACAACAGCAAGCACCGGCCCGUCCAGUGUGCCGUCCCGCCGUCCACCCAGAAGGUGGAGCUGUUCGCCGUCAUCACCGGCCACGGCAGCGACGAGAACGGCUGCGGGGAAUUCUGCGUCACCUCGCAUCACUUCGUGGUCAACGCUGCGCACAACAACACGCUGACCUUUGACACGGCAGGUUCGGCGCUGGGCUGCACCUCACGGGUGAAAGACGGAGCGGUUCCCAACGAACACGGGACGUGGCUCUACGGGCGCGGAGGCUGGUGUGACGGGCUGCAGGUCGCCCCCUGGAGGAGGGACGUCACAGAUCAGUUGGACCUGAGCGGCACCGGAACCAACACCAUCCUCUAUUUCGGCUUGUUCAACGGGCUGGACCCCAACCCCUCGCAGACGCCCGGCUACAUCAUCAUGUCGUCCUUCCUCGUCUUCUACAAGUGAAGCUUCAGAUUAAAGUGCUGU
Messenger RNA from Synchiropus splendidus (mandarinfish), 2875 nucleotides. RefSeq lists its product as uncharacterized. The record is from RefSeq and is a predicted model, not a curated record. Gene Ontology annotation, molecular function: oxidoreductase activity, acting on paired donors, with incorporation or reduction of molecular oxygen, reduced ascorbate as one donor, and incorporation of one atom of oxygen. The transcript has 11 exons. The coding region runs from base 878 to 2854 and encodes 658 amino acids. Lineage: Eukaryota; Metazoa; Chordata; Actinopteri; Syngnathiformes; Callionymidae.